CAGAACGUUCAUUCGCGUGGUCGUGAUGGAUGAGGCUCCCGUUUGUCUGGUAGUUUCCGAGUGAAAUGAAAAAAAAAGUAACAGCAAAAGGAAUAUUCCGUAUUAGUAGGAUGCUAAUCUAGUCAGUACGAAGGACAUUUAUUUGUGUCGAAGGGAUAAUGCAAUAAUAAACGAAUUUCACGGCCAAUGAUCCUUUUUCCGUCAACGAUUAUACCGAUUGGUGUAUUAAUGAUGCAUAGUGCAGUGCUUAGAACGGAACACAAGAAACCUAAGCCUGAACCACAACUACCAUACAACUCAGCUGUAACAGGUUCGCGUGUGCACGAGUGAAAUGAGAUCGACGGGAAAAUCGAGUCUAUUCCCAAAACACAAACCAAAUUGUAAUUAAAAAUAAAUCAAGUUGGGCCACCCUGGAAGGCGUCGAAGCCUACUAGAUCAGAAGCAACUGUGCGCCUGUGGUGAACAAAAAAACAAAUCAGCGAUUUCGGUGGAAGCUUGUCAGGAUUCGACGGUGGCGAAGAAGAGACUUGCUUGGAAAACAUUCGAACAUGCCGGAAGCCAUGUGGAAUGUAAUAGCUCCCGGAACGGGAGGACGCUGGGCUGUUGGUACUUUGAUUCUGGUUCAGUUGAUAGCAUUCAAUGAAUCCGGUGGCCCUGGAACAAUGAUCAGUGUGGCAGUAGCUGCUGGUUUUGCUAUUUUCACUGGCAUAUGCAAAUCAAGUGUGAAAGCAAUACAGAUAUAUUACAUUCGUACAACACAUCGAACGGAUUUCUUCUGUCUAUUUCUGGCAAAAUGGAUGGAUAUUUUGGCUCUGUUCUCGGCCUGUGCAGUACUCGUGAGAACACUUAGCUCGUCACUGGACGCAAUGACGGGCGGAAUAGUCAGAAUGUACAUCUUAGGACGUAAUUCACCCGCCAACGAACCAUGGCCGGACGUUAUUGGGGUUGUCGUCAUUUUCCUGAUCACCGCCAUGUUUAUGCUGGGACUGGAGAACACCAAGAUAUUUAGCUUCCUGAUGGCAUUCGGUGUGGCAGCAGUGACAACGACGAUUGCCGUAGUUAGCGGCCUGAGAGGAAACAUUGAACACUUUACUAGCGAAACAAUUCUUCCCAAGGGGGUUGUUGGGCUCCUGUCUGGUGUGGCGUUAUCAAGCUUCAGUUACUCGAAUGACCUAUUAAACGGCAAUUACUGUAAACGAUUGUUGGGUAUCGGUGUAUUAAUACUUGUAUUGCUAUCAAAUGAGUUUGUUGGUAUAUGUUUAACCACACUGGUGAAAUUUAGCACUAACCACGAAUACGAAGCAGUUCCACUUCUGAGCAUCUUAGAAAACAAGGAUUUUCACAAGGCCAUUCCGGCGGUUGCUUGCCUCCUAGUGCUCACCUGUUCCGGGGCCCUACUGGAACUUUUUCCGGAAAUGUUCUAUCAGAUUGUUCAACUGACGACGUCGGACUGGCGAAUACUGGCAAAGCAAAUUGGAUACGAGAAUCGAGACAGCGGAAGUCCAAUUUUGGCUGUUUUUACCGGAGGAAGCUUAUGCGCAAUGCUAGCCUUUGCUUGUCCGCUGGAAAAUUUGAUUUAUAUCCUUGCGGCCAGUAACGUGCUGGCGAGUCUGCUGCGAGCGUUUUAUUUGCUUUAUAUUCCAUUCAGGCCGCAAUAUUUGGAACAACCAAAUGAUUCAUCGCUAGCCUACAGCCGUCUCAACACAGCCCCUAAACCGGCCACGGUACAAACAGGUAGUCUCAAAUCGAAGAAAUCGGUAUGGUUCUUUAGAAAACCUUCCACUACCUCGUUAGCACAUCACAUGCUCUCAAGUAAGCACCCCAGCAGGAACACCGUUCACGAGGAACACGAACGGGAAUGGUUACUGCUGGGCGAACCUUCGUCGCCGAAAGUUCUCGAGACGCCUCCGGAUAUAGAAUCGACCGUCCUUUCGGAUCAAAUCUCCGACAUUGAGUGUAUAGCACUGGCCAAACCCGAGAAUACCGAAAGUGACGAGGACAGUUCCACCGAUAUCGAUGCCAUUGUGGAUGAGUAUCGACAGAAAGUCAAAGUGUCCGCUGCGGGUCCAUUGGAUAGUAACACGCUGAGACUGCCGACGGUCACUAGCUGGAGAUUCACGAUGCUAUUGAUUGCUAUUAUCAUGAUUGGAAGUGCUCUGACUUCGACCGGUCUGAUUGCUUGGGAAACUAAUACCAUCAUCAUAGGUGUAAACCUUGUUUUCAUCUCGUCCGCCAUUUUGAUGCUAUUUCCAAGAUAUGACCAAGUCACGUCAACGUCACCAGCUAUACUGACGUGUUCUAUAACACUACUAGGAUCAACUGUGCUCUUUUCAGCUUCCUUCAUGUUGUCAUGGCCUGCUUUGCUACUGUGGUUUAUUGCCGGGCUUUUCCUAUUCAUCCGGUGUGACACCUGGUGCUGUCUGUGUCUGGAACGGCCGUCAUCCAGUCAAACAUUGAUUGCAAGCGUCUCCGGUACCAGAACUACGAUCCGGGUUCCUCGUCCUCCCAAGGGAUCAAUCAUUCCCGCCCGUAUUGCCGGACACAGUUGACAUUCGGAUAGCAGCGACAGUGAAUUUUACGAAGAGGAAGAUACCGUCGAGGAGUGGACUGACUGAUGGGUUUAAAUUGGUGAAUUCCGGUCGGUUCUCGACAAUACUAGGUUCUAUCGAUAAGUCCUAGCGAUUAAUCAAGAGGCUGAAAGCUUCUACGAAAAUAGUGUGGGUGGGUUUCCUUUUUUAUUGAGUCUAGUCCAACUUAUAUAAGGAUUAAAAAUCGAAAAUGCAAUAAAAAAUUGUAGUAACUCAAAAUUGGAAUAAUAUAAUACAUAAUGUUCCACAGAAUAAAUCCUGUACGUCAAAAGUAUAUGUUUUCUGAAUGUGAUACAGAUGUGAUGUCAUAAAAUUCAAUUUGAUGUGAUCUUGCCCUUUUUAAUUCUAAUGAAACAAUAAAUAAGCAUCAUCAGAAAAGCUUAGAAUUUUCUAUAAGAAAUCUAAGCAAUGGAUAGAAAGAUUUAUGAAAGAAAAGAAUUGUCAUUUAAAGCAAAAUUGUAUCGCUUGAAGCUCUCGUGACAGGAAAUAGCAACCAGUCGGUUGUUCUUAUCAUUCAUCCUCGUUUCACUCCGAAGUGCCCCGAUUCAGUAGACAAAAGCAACAUACCCUUAAAAGCGUCAAUUCAAAGCUGGUAUAAUAUCGAAAAAAAAAAAUAAAACCAUUCCAAUCAUAGUUUUGAGAAGCGAGUGCCAUACAGUAAUGCGGCCUUUUAUUCAUAUUUUACAAAACAUGAAUGCAGCUUAGAUCAAAGAAAGAUUAGUACUUAUUAAACAGUAGACGGCUAUAUGAAAAGAUGCGAGAUUAGAAAACAACUUGCGGAUUGUGCUAGUUCAUAUAUUUAUAGUAAGGCUUUGAAAAUUGCAAAAAAAAACAAAA
Molecule: messenger RNA, 3425 nt
Organism: Malaya genurostris
Lineage: Eukaryota; Metazoa; Arthropoda; Insecta; Diptera; Culicidae
Gene: tadr
Product: probable cationic amino acid transporter
Exons: 9
Coding region: 549-2549 (666 amino acids)
Biological process (GO): amino acid transport
Cellular component (GO): plasma membrane
Molecular function (GO): amino acid transmembrane transporter activity
Source: RefSeq, a predicted model, not a curated record